Molecule: messenger RNA, 1014 nt
Organism: Penicillium arizonense
Lineage: Eukaryota; Fungi; Ascomycota; Eurotiomycetes; Eurotiales; Aspergillaceae
Exons: 4
Coding region: 1-1014 (337 amino acids)
Source: RefSeq, a predicted model, not a curated record
AUGUGCAUGGAAUCAGUUCAAGAACUUCCAGAUGACAACAUCUCUUGGCACAUCUUGGUUGGAACAAUCAUAACUAUUGUCCCAGCUACACUUUGUGUGAUCUUGCGAUUUAUCUCCCGCCAUGUUGCCCGUGCUGGACUAUGGUGGGAUGACUAUACCAUUGCAGUAGCCUUGGUCUUCAACUGGGCCCUGGCUAUCUUGAGAUGGGUAGAGAUUGCAUUCUAUGACUAUGGCCGUCACUCUCAAUAUAUCUCAUCUGAGAACAUUGAAAACUUCCUAAUGACCUUCAUGGCAGUUCGGAUCGUAUACUUCACCAAUGCUGUCUUUACCAAAGCAUCAUUGCUGCUCCUCUUCCAUCGAAUCUUCGGUGUUGUGAAAGGCUUUCGCUGGGCCCUAUGGACCUCCGGCGUUCUGGUCAUUGCAUACUUCAUCGCGUGUGCAAUUACCGCAAUUGCAGGGUGUUCGCCACCAUCCAAAUUCUGGAACCCAAGCCUGCCAGGUCAUUGUAUCAAUAUAGUGGCAUUCUUCAGGUGGAAUGGCGUUGCCAAUAUGUUUCUCGACCUUUUGGUCCUUUGCCUCCCGCUUCCUAUGGCGUGGCGUGUGAAGACUACCGUUCGACAGAAGUGGGUUUUGACGGGACUUUUUCUGCUUGGUGGCUUUGUCUGUGUAGUCUCAAUUCUCCUCAUCGUCAGUUUCGACCUUUCAGACGUGAACGAUCCCACUUAUACAAGUAUCGAUCCAUCAACUUGGUCCUCAGUUGAGCAGUCUGUUGGAAUAAUUUGUGCCUGUCUUCCUACCCUUCGACCUCUUAUUCGACGGUUCCUCGGUUCCUCGGGAGCAUCUGCGAGCAGUCCUGCUUCUGACUCCCAGAUACGGUUGCCGGCACCUGUUGACGAGGAGAGUGGUAUUAUGGGAAGUAUCCUGUCAUCUGCACCGCGUGCGCACAUUCGUUGCGCCACUUCAAACCAGCUAUGCAUGUUCCAAACUGUCAACCGAUCUUCAGAGUCCCACUAG